Molecule: messenger RNA, 567 nt
Organism: Oncorhynchus mykiss (rainbow trout)
Lineage: Eukaryota; Metazoa; Chordata; Actinopteri; Salmoniformes; Salmonidae
Source: RefSeq, a predicted model, not a curated record
AUGGUCCUCACACCUCUACAACCCACACCAUGGUCCCCACACCUCUACAACCCACACCAUGGUCCUCACACCUCUACAACCCACACCAUGGUCCUCACACCUCUCCAACACACACCAUGGUCUUCACACCUCUCCAACACACACCAUGGUCCUCACACCUCUACAACACACACCAUGGUCCUCACACCUCUACAACCCACACACCAUGGUCCUCACACCUCUACAACCCACACACCAUGGUCCUCACACCUCUACAACCCACACCAUGGUCCUCACACCUCUACAACCACACCAUGGUCCUCACACCUCUACAACCCACACCAUGGUCCUCACACCUCUACAACCCACACCAUGGUCCUCACACCUCUACAACCCACACCAUGGUCCUCACAUCUCUACAACCCACACCAUGGUCCUCACACCUCUACAACACACACCAUGGUCCUCACACCUCUACAACCCACACCAUGGUCCUCACACCUCUACAACCCACACCAUGGUCCUCACACCUCUACAGCCCACACCAUGGUCCUCACACCUCUACAACCCACACCAUGGUCCUCAUAA